This is a messenger RNA of Neocloeon triangulifer, 1038 nucleotides long. RefSeq names its product anamorsin homolog (gene CIAPIN1). Gene Ontology annotation, biological process: iron-sulfur cluster assembly. Gene Ontology annotation, molecular function: S-adenosylmethionine-dependent methyltransferase activity; iron-sulfur cluster binding. The coding region runs from base 98 to 904 and encodes 268 amino acids. Gene Ontology annotation, cellular component: cytoplasm. The record is from RefSeq and is a predicted model, not a curated record. NCBI's taxonomy places the organism in Eukaryota, Metazoa, Arthropoda, Insecta, Ephemeroptera, Baetidae. The transcript has 2 exons.
GGGUAAAGAGGAAAGAUAACAAAAACUAGAGAAAAACAACAGAGAGAACUAAGAGAACCGUCUGGAAUUGCAAUUCCUGUCCUAAUUGCAGCGUAAAAUGGACUCGAUAAAGACGGGAGAAAAACUUCUUCUACUCUGGAACGAAAAUGAAACAACCAGCGAUGAUUGUACAAGGGUCUCUCAAAAGCUAUCAGACACAGUUGGAAGUACAAACUUUGAGCUUGGGUCUGGCAGUGGCACCUCCAAACUUGAGGCCAGCAAAUAUGACACAGUUGUCCUUGCCAAAGUCCUCAAAUCACCUUUGAAUGCAGUAGAAAAUAUCGUCCUUCUGGCCGAUGUCAGUCGAAUUCUCAAAUCAAGUGGUAGACUAGUUGUGAUUCAGCCCAGCUCAGACGACCUCGAGUCAACUUUGGUGCUCUCUGGCUUUGCCAACAUUUCCGAACCAGUUCCGCAGGCAGCCAUCGCCGACUGCAUUGAAGUCACGUGCACAAAACCUUCCUUUGAAAUCGGCAGCUCAAAGAAACUGGAACUGAAAGAAGACGCAAAGGCUGUGUGGGAGGCUGCCCAGAAAGGUGGGGUCACCUUGGAGGACACUAUUGACCCCGACCUGCUGAUCGACGAGGAAGACCUCAAAAAGCCAGACGCUGCCUCUCUCUUGGUUUGCGGCACCACCGGAAAGAGGAAGGCGUGCAAGGACUGCAGCUGCGGACUGGACAAAGUCCUUGCGGCUGAAAAUGCUGGCGACGAAACCCCAAAACCUCAGGACCAACCCAAAUCCUCGUGCGGAAGCUGUUACUUAGGGGAUGCCUUCCGCUGCGCCUCUUGCCCUUACCUAGGAAUGCCAGCCUUCAAGCCUGGUGAGAAGGUGACCCUGAAUGCAAGCAUGCUGCAAGAUGACAUAUAAAUGUGGUGGUGGCUUCAAUUAAAUUUGUAGCUUUAUUUUUCUGGGCACAUUAAUUAGUUUGUAAGAAUUGCUCGAAAACUGAAUAUUAUGUGAAAUGAAGGAAUACGUUUAAAUAAAAUUUGUUCUAAUGCAUA